UUCAACAUGAAGCCGAAGCACGGCCUCAAGACGCUCCACGGCAAGGGCCACGUCGACGAGACGGACCCCAAGUCCGUCGCCGCCUUCCUCCACGCCCACGCCGCGGCGUUGGACAAGACCGUCGUCGGCGACUACCUCGGCAAGGAGGAGGCGUACCAGGACGGCUUCUGCGUCAAGGUGCUCCACGAGUACGUCGACGCGAUGGACUUCACGGGUUUGGAGUUCGACGUCGCCAUCCGCCACUUCCUCAGCGGCUUCCGCCUCCCGGGCGAGGCCCAGAAGAUCGACCGCAUGAUGGAGAAGUACGCGGAGCGCUACUGCGCGUUGAACAAGGCCGUCUUCCCGUCGGCCGACGUCGCGUUCGUCCUCGCGUUCUCGGUGAUCAUGCUCCAGACGGAUUUGCACAACCCGGCGGUCAAGGAGGAGAAGAAGAUGACCAAGGAGGGCUUCCGGCGCAACAACCGGGGCAUCUGCAACGGCGCGGAUUUGGACGGCGCGUUCCUCGACGAGAUCUUCGACCGCAUCAAGCUCGCGCCCAUCACUUUAGCCGAGGAC
Aureococcus anophagefferens is the source of this 555-nucleotide messenger RNA. RefSeq lists its product as hypothetical. Gene Ontology annotation, biological process: regulation of ARF protein signal transduction. Lineage: Eukaryota; Pelagophyceae; Pelagomonadales; Pelagomonadaceae. Gene Ontology annotation, molecular function: guanyl-nucleotide exchange factor activity. The annotation marks the transcript as partial. The transcript has a single exon. The record is from RefSeq and is a predicted model, not a curated record.